CUGAGCCACGAUUUCAGCUUCAUUUGAUCAUGACUUUCCUUUGCCUCAAUUGAUAAAUUCUCGCCCCGCUAUCUUCAGGGAAUUAAUUCCGUACCACCAGAGUCUUACAUCGCAUGCAGCCUACGAGGCGACGCAGAAGACUCGCAAAGCGGUCUUUGGCGGGAUGCCGAACUUGUCGUGCUCGCCACAUCAAGUGCGAUGAAGCCCCCGGUAUAUGUAAUAAUUGCACGUCCACAGCUCGCAAAUGCGAUGGGUACGAUAUAACUCGGUUGCCGGUCAAGAAGCUUGCCAUUGCACUUCUCCCACAUGCAAAUAUUGGGUCUGCACUGGGCUGGGUUACCACCACAGAGGAGAGACGAUUCUUUUCGUAUUUCACGCAUUGCUCAAUUCCUAGCCUGGCAACCUUCUCCAACUCGCCGCUCUGGCAAAACCUAGCCCUGCAGAUGGGUCAUGUUGACCGCGCCGUAUAUCAUGCCGCCAGUAUGCUCGGCGCCAUUCACGAAGACUCAAAUCAAAACCAAAUGCGCUUGUCAGGAGAAAAUCUUCAUCGGCCUCGCCACGGGUUCGCACUUGAGCAGGCCUCUCGGGCUUUUGAGCAUCUUAACUAUCGCCAGGCCUCCCAGGAUCCCCAGUAUCGUCGGGUGCUGUUACUGUGUUGUCUGCUUUUCAUUCUUUCCGAUUUACUUCUUGGAAAGUACGACAGUGCCUUCCGGCACCUGCGUAGUGGCCUUCUGAUCCUGCGAGAGACUCAACAACAGCGACUCCUGACACAACAUUAUGAAUUGUCCCUAGAUAGCUGUUUGAUUCGGACCUUUCAACGACUAGAUAUCGAGUCCUCCCAUUUUGGGACGGGAGGGCCUUUUCUAUUUACGAGUAAUGAAUUAGAGGAGAAUUGGCCUGAGCAGAGCUUUUAUUCUCCACUAAAAUGCCUGGAUGAUGCAUAUCAAAGUUUGACUUACCUAUUUAACAUCGGGAUUCCCUUUCUCGCAAAGUGCUGGCCGCUCUCUGGUACUGAAAUUAAAGCCGAGUAUGGUAAAUUGUUCUACAAACAGCAGCGACUUCUUUCUAGUUACUAUCAAUUGCAACGACAAGCCGGGAUAUUCCACAAGCGUUUCUUUCACCAGCUGAGUCAUAAGGAACAGGUGGGAUUAGAAAUUCUCCAGCUGCAAUGCCUUGGUCAGAUUCUUGGCCUCAAGACCUGCCUCAUUGACGGGUUAGUACCUGCUGAUUUGCUCCCUGAAUACGAGACCCUGUUAGCUGCCUGCGAAGAAUUGGUAUCUAAAUUUCCAGCCCGUCCAACAAUAACUCUGGAUUAUUGUUGUGUUGCAAGCCUUUAUGUGGUGGUGUCCAGAUGUCCACAAUAUUCACUUCGCUUGCAGGCAAUCAACGUUCUGCUGUCCUGGCCGCAUAGUGAAGGGGUUAUCAACUCUAAUGUAGUGGCCUCGUUGGCCCUGGAAACUAUGAAGACAGAGUUGCAGACUAAAGACCAGCGAGAUAUGUACAUGUCAUUGGUCGAUAGAGAGGCUGAUGAAGAGUUGGCUCGGUUUCUGUUUGAUACCCUGAGAUCCGCACAGGACGCUACUAACUGGUCGUUGAUUAGAGCUGCCAAAAUUUUUCAGGUAGACGGGAAAAAGUCACCAUCACACAUACCUGAAUUUUCCAAAAUAGAGUAAUCUCUAUUGAGCAUACUGCGUUUUUCGGUUGUAUGAUAUUAUUACAUAUGUAUUUAUUAAACCGUGAACCUUCUUAUGUCAAUUGAUAAUAUAGAUUACAUAUGUACAUAUCUAGCACUUUUUAUUAUUUUUCAAAUGUGAC
Messenger RNA from Talaromyces proteolyticus, 1815 nucleotides. RefSeq lists its product as uncharacterized. Gene Ontology annotation, molecular function: zinc ion binding; DNA-binding transcription factor activity, RNA polymerase II-specific. The transcript is spliced from 2 exons. Bases 114 to 1673 code for a protein of 519 amino acids. Lineage: Eukaryota; Fungi; Ascomycota; Eurotiomycetes; Eurotiales; Trichocomaceae. The record is from RefSeq and is a predicted model, not a curated record. Gene Ontology annotation, biological process: regulation of DNA-templated transcription.